UGAUAUAUCUGAACGAUUAUAGUGAUAAGUGAUAAAAGACGCCACAUAAAAUAUUUUGGGUUUUUCGUAUUUUGUUUAUUUUUUUAUUUCUAGAAGUCGAAUCCAAUUAAUAAAAAGUUUAUAAAUUUAAUAUAAAUAAGAUAAUUGUUUUAAAAUGAAGGAUGAACAAAAUGAUGUUAAUGAACCAGAAAAUUCUCGAGUAUUUGUACUUUAUGACAAAAAUUUUCCAAUAUCCGAAAAUGAAUUUAAGGAAAUGUUUGGGAAUUAUGGGACUGUCAAAAAUAUUUACAUUGUUAAAGACCGCAGCAAUGAUAGUGUUAAAGGUAAUAUAAUUUUAAGUUAGAUAUAUCAUAAUUGUUAACAUAAAUAUUCUAAUAAAAUUUGCAUUGACAGUAUGAAUAAAAGCAGGUAACAAUAUCAAAUAUUGUUAUUAUACUAUUAUGUUACAACAAUAUUCAGUAAACGUGUACAUGAUAUCAUAACUAUUAUAAUAAAAAUGUAUUUAAUAAUAAUGUAAAUAAUUGUAUUUAUGUUUAAAUAUUAUUAUUAUUUUAAUUAAACUUAUAUUUUAUACUUUAAUACAAACCUUUGUAUUACUAUUUGGACAAAAAAUUAUUAAUAAAACAAAUUACUUAAUUCAUCUAUCUAUUAGAGUAGAUAGAUUCUUUCACAUUUCAUUAAAAUAAUAUUAAUAUUAUAAAAUACAGGUGUUGCGUACAUAAAAUAUUCCAAAGCUUCGGAAGCCUUCAAAGCUAUAGAAGCCAUGAAUGGGUAUAAAUUAGAAGCAUCAAAUCGUCGUAUGAAAGUUUUAAUGGCUACUAGGUAUUAUUUUAUUUAUUUAUAUUAUUUUAUUAUGGAUAAAGUUCAAUUCACAAAAUAAAAAUAUGACAGCAAUGAAAUAUCAGCAAUCAGCAUUAAAUAUAUUGAUAAAAUAUGUUAAUAAAUCAAGUUUUUUUUUUGUAUUAUAUCUGCAAGAUACUACUUAAUAUUUAUCAAAUUUAAACUGAUACAAAAAUGCAGUGGUCAUUAAAAGCCAAGGUCACUAAAUAACACUAUUGCCACUGCAGAAGUAUAAUAUUAUAUAGACACCUACUAAACUGUAUAAAUAUAUUUUGGAUUUAGAAAAUAUUUUUAACCACUUGAAAAUGCCCUUAUUGUUCACACUGUUAUUAUUUUAUAGCCCAGGUCAUGUACGAAGUAGUUCAGAAAUGGAAUAUAAUAGAAUAUUUAUCUUUGUACCAAAAACCGACCAAGAAUCAGAUUUAGAAACCAUUUUUAGUGAAUAUGGAGAAAUUUCUAAAGUCCAUAUUGUUACUAAUAAAGAAACUGGAGAAUCGAAAGGAAUAGCUUUCAUUACUUUUACAAAGUAAGAAUCAUUUGUUUGUUUGAAUAAAUCAUUAUUUAAAUGAUUCAUUUAAACAAACCAAUAGAAUAGUAUUUUAUUAAUUUGAUCUGUCUAUGAUUUAGGCCAUCUUCUGCUGCUUUAGCUAUUGAACAAUGUGGACCAAAUUAUAAAGCCGUGUUUGCUAAACCAAAACAUGAUGAUGGACCGUCUGUAUACCCUCCAACUUAUAACAGACACAUAGACUCUAAAAGUAAUUUUCAUAUAUAUGCAUUUCACAAAUAUGUUCAUCAGUUUUGUUUUAUAUUUACAAAUAAUUCAUUACAUUAUUAAUUAAUUUGUAUAGAUCUAACAAAUAGUUAUGCCUUGCUUGCACCACCACCACAUCCACGCCGUGAUGAACCUAGUGUAUUAACUGCUUACACAUCACCAAUUGUAACACAUAAUGAACUUUAUAAAAUUUUAAACAUUGCUCCCGAACUGGAGUUAGUUCAGGAAUUACCACGACAAGUAAUACAUAUGUACAUUAAUUUAUAAAUUUAUUCUGAAGCACAAAAAGUAUUUGCAGACAGAACCUGAAGUUAAUCAUGAAUACUUGUAUUAUACAGUUUCUAUUUAAUUAUAACUAGAGACCGGAUUUAUAUGUUCUUAAAAUUCACAAAAAAGCACUUAAUGACGUUAAAAAGCCUUGAAAAAAAAAAUAUAAAAACGCAAAAAAAAAAUUUAGAUUUUUAAUGUCUCCCCUCUAACAGAUAUAAUUUAUAAAUAACAUUUUCUAACAUCACAGAAAUUAUUAAUAAAAAAUAAUUAUUUUUAUAAUAUGCACAAUUUUAUUUAAAAGAAAUUAUUUUGUAAAUCAAUUGUGUAGUGUUAGGAAAUUUAAUUUAAUAAGUUAAAGCUAUUAAUAGGAAAGAGGGACGUUUAAACUUCUCUAUGGUUUUUGCUUUUAUAAUUUUUUAAAAUGCUUUUUUCAGAUAUUUGUUGAUGUUUUAAAACACUUUUUUGUGAAUUAUAAAAGAUUAUAAAUCCGGUUUCUAGUUAUAGCAUUUAGACAUAACUACGGUUUAUUUUAACAAAUAUUCCUAUACUAUAAUGCUUAGAAAUUAGAAUAAAUUCAUUGUCUCUAUUUUAAUGUGCUAUCUAUACUAAAAAUAUUACCUAAAAUGAACUUUGUAUGUUAUAUGCUAGGUACCUAUAGGUAUGUUAGGUAUAAGUAUUCAAAUUUUAAUUUAAAACCAUUUAAUUAUAAUAUUAAAUUACAUUGGCAUUCGCAUUCUUUUAAAUAUAUAAAUAAAUAAUUUAUGUAUAUAAAUUAAUUAAUUAAACGCCUGGAGUAUUAUGAUAAAUGUAUUAUACAACCAGUUUCAAAUUAAAAAUUCAUCAUCAAAUAAAUUAUAAAAUUAAAAAUUAUAAUGCAAAUGAAAAAAAUUACAAAUUAUAUAAAUUAUACAAAUUGGUCAUUUUACAUUGAAAUAAUUUAUUUUAAUAUAAGAGAUUAUUUAAAAUUAGUUAUUGUUAGACAUAGAUAUGUUAAGAAAUUUAAAUUAUUUGGUUAUUAUUCAUUAUCUAAAAUGUAUUGAUAUAAGGUGUUAUUUUGUAAAUCGGUUUGUACAUUUAAAAUAUUAUAAAAAUUAUUUUUCUUUAUUUCAUUAUGUACGUGUAAUUCCACUAAAACUGAUUUAAUGUGAAUGUUAUUUUAGGUAUUUAAUAUUUCUAAGUCUGUAUAAAUAUCAAAACUUAUUUUAUGGUUAUUUUCAAAACAUGUUUACUGAAAUUUGUAUUAGGUAUAACUAUAUUAACUGAUGCUAUAAUACCACAUAAUUCUAAUCAACCUUAUUCUAAAUAAAAAUCAUUUUUUAAUUCAAUAUUCUAUAGACUUAAACGUAUUCUAUUAAAUAAACAUAAUUAUCAACACGAGCUCAAUAUUAUCUAUAAUAUAGCCCAUAGAAAUAAUUUUAAUUUAAAUACUAUUAAAAAAAUUCAUAAAUGUACUAAAGAUAAAACACAACUCACUAAAUAAUGUUGUUAACUAUUGUAAUAUGAAAUAUCAAAAUAUGAUGUCUAAUAAAUUCACUAAAAUUUUUAACAAUAAUACAAAUAAUGUAAAAAUUGCCAUUCUUUUAAAAAUGCUGGUAUAUAUAAACUUAAAUGUAACUGUAAUAAAUUGUAUAUAAAUAAGACAAUUAGAAAUUUUAAAAUAAGAUAUAAAGAGUAUUCGUGUUCGUAAAGAACACAUUUCUGAAAUAAAAUUUUAAAAUCUGCCCCUAAUUCAAAUUUUGUUAAAUUUAUUUAGAAAAUAACUAUAAGUUUUGAUAUUAAUACAGACCUAGAAAUAUGAAAUACCCAAAAAAAAACAAUUAACAUUAAUUCAGUUUUAGUAGAAUUACGCAUACAAAAUAAAAUAAAGAAAAAUAAUUUUAAUAAUAUUUUAAGGUUGUACAAACCGAUUUUAAAAACAAUAUCUUAUAGCCAUAAAUUUUAGGUAGUAAAUAAUAACUAAAUAAUAUAUAUUUCUUAACAUAUCUAUGUCUAAUAAUAAUCUCUCCUUAUAAAAUAAAUUAUUUCUAUGUAAAAUAACCAAUUUAUAUAAUUUUUUCUUUAUGUAUUCCUUCAUUUAUUUUUUCAAAUUCUGGCGCUUUUGACUUUGUGAUUUACCUGAUGAUGAAUUUUUAAUUCCAAACCUAUUGUGCAAUAACACAUCCUAAUACUCCACGCGACGCUUUAUUUAUUUAUUUAUAUACAAGUAUUAACCAUUUAAUAAUUUUGUUUUUAUUUUAUAAUUUUAACAUUUAGUUGAUAUUAAAUUAAUUAUACUAAUUUCUUUAUUUCUGUGGAAAAUAUUGAGCAUCACUUAAGAUCCUCAUGUUAAGACCCUGGAUUAAUUACUUAUAAUUUAUAAAUAAUAUAUACAUAUUUAUAAUUUAUAUAGAUUGUUAAAUUGGUACUUAUGUUUAAUAAAUAAGAACAAGAAAUAAACUGAGAAAAAGCAAAAACAAUAAAAAUCAUUGUAUCAGAUUAAAUUAGGGGAAAAUAUAAACAAAUACAAGAUAUUUAAAUAAUAUACUUUGCAUUAAAUUAAGUAGUCAUAUAUUAUAUUUUAAUAUAGUAAGUUGUGUAUUUCAAAAUGCAACAUUUUUCCAACAUAUUUUAAUAAAAAUACAUUCAUGAAACUUAGAUAAUUUACUGAUUAUAGUGAAUCAUUUCUUAAAGAUACUACAACAAUGGUUUAACUGUUUCUAGUUUAUUCUGAAUAAAUAUACAUUUUUUUUUUUUUUUUCAUAUAUAAUUUUAUUUUUAAUGCAGCAAGUGUAUGAUAAGAAGAUAUUUCAAGUUAUAUAUAGUACAAUUGCAGCAGCUGAACAUGCUGUAAAUCGAAUUAAUGGAUUUGAAUACCCACCUGGACAUCCAAUAAUGCUAGAAUUUAGUAAUUCUUCUUUGUAAGACUAAAUAUAUUCUUUAGUUUAAUAAACUUAACUCUAAACUAAUUUAUAAAAACAAAUACAUUUAUAGAUCUAUUUCAUCAGCUGUUGACCCUAUAGCAAAUAAAAUAUCCAAGGAUAUAGAAGUACUAUCUAGUACUGUUACAAAAGCAUUAGCAGUGAUUAAAAAUGCAACAACUGGUAAAAAAAAACCUAUAUUAUGUUUAUUGUUUAUAUUAAACAAUUUCAAAUAUGUUAUUUAGCUUCUUUAAGUAUACCAGAUGAUUACAGUUUACCACUAGCAUCUAAAAGAGGAAAUGAAAAAAAUCUUUUGUCAUCAACAGAUAAUUCAUUCAGGUAACCUAUAUAAUUUUAUCCUAAUUUAAUUUUUUUAUUUCUUCUCUACAUGAAUUUAUUUUUACUUUUUAAAUGUGUGUGUUAUAGAUUAUUUUUUGUAUGUAAACCAGUUGUUCCACCAAUGCGCAUAUUAGAAGAUUCCUUUAAAUUAUUUAAAGGGUUAAGAAAUAUUAAUGUUAUUGAUGGGAAGAACUAUGGUUAUGUUUCUUAUGAUAAUAUGGAAAGUGCAGCAAGAGCAAUUAAUGUAAUAUACAUUUUUAUAUUUUCCAUAUUAUUUUCUAUUUAUUUAUUUUUUUUAUCUAUGUAUACUGAAUUAUUUAAUUUCAAUAUUUUUAGUGUUUAAAUGACCACAAAAUAUAUAACAGUCGUUUAAAAGUAAUGGAAGCUGAACCCAGAGAACCCAAUCGUAAACGUAUGAAACCUGACCCAUUGUAAAUAUAAGUAAGUAAAUUAAUUUUUUUUUUUUAUUUUAUUUAAAAUGGUUUGGACCCCUUAUCUUCAUGUAUCUUAAAUACUAAUGAAUUUCUUGAAGAAUAUUAGUACUUUAAUAUAUACAUUUUUUUUAUUUUGUGCAUAAUAAAUUGCAAAUUCAAUAAAUUUAAAAUCUAUUAUUUUCGUUUAACCCGCGUCAAAUAAUAUUUACUCAAUUUUAGUUUACAUUAUUUAGUAUUUGGCUAAGAGAAAAUUGUUACUUAUUUGUUUUUUAUUUUAUGAAGCUUUAUUUUUUUGACUUAGUGAAUUUUGUACCAUUAAUAAAUUUAUAUGGUUAUGUUUAAAUAGUUUGAAAUUAUAACUUAUUUUAGUCAUGUAAAUAUUUUAAAAUGGUUUAAAACAUCAAACCAUUUUCAAAAUUAAAAUUGUUAGGUUAGGUAAGUAGCAUAAUAAAAUAAAACAAAUUAACAUAUUAAUGGUUUUUUGAAACCUUAUUACUUGAUUAGAUUUGUUUGUACAUUAAAUCGUCAAUUAUUAUUACCAAUUGUUUCAAUUAAUAUCUUUUCUGUGAAGUAAAAUUUCAAUUUCUUUUUUGAUAAUCCUAUAAGUAUUUAUUCUAAAAUUAAAUGGCACAGUAUUUUUGAUUUAAUUUCAAAAAUAUAUAUUAAAUCGGUUUAUAAAAUAUUUACUUAACCAUUUUAAUUUAUAAACGAGUUUAGUAUGUAUUCAGCUAAACCAUUUUAAUAUGUUUCAGAACUGUUAAAUUUCAAAUCAUUUAAAGUCCUUAUAUUAAUAGUAGGCAUUCGGUUUUAUUUUUUUAUUUUGUAAGUUUUAUAAUGUUUUCUCAAGAGUACCGAUUGUUAAGUAUGAUAUUUUGAGUAAUAUUGAAUGUAGAAAUAUGAGCACAUUCAUUUAAAACUGCACUAUAAAGAAUAUAUAUGUAUAUAUUUUGAUAUUAAAAAAAAUAUUUUUAAUUGAAAAGAACUCAGGUAUUAUAGAUAGAAAGUCGGAUUAGUGGAUGAAUGUUGAAUACAUUAUUAUAUUAAAUUAAUUAUAAAAUCAUAUUAUUAUAUUAUGAAAUAUGUUUUAACCUAGCAUCAAUGGCAUUCUCUAAAAAUAAGUGAGAAGUGGCAUCGGUCUUUUUGAUGGAACUAUACAAAAUGAUAAAUUUUAAUUCAUAAUCAAUCAACUAUGUUAAAUAUAUUAUUUUUUUAAGUCAACACAAUAUUAAUAUUAUAGUACACAUUUUUCAAGUCUAGGUGGUAAUGAUAUAAUAUAUGGCUAUGGUAAAUACCCUAAGUAUAAAUAAUAAACAAAAUAUAACCCCAUAGACUAGUUAUUACUUUGUAAACAACAUAGUAACGCCGAUAUUUAAUAUACUAAAAAUUAAUGGUAAUCUAACCUAAGAAAAAACUAUUAUAAUGUAGUCAAAAUAAUAUGCACGGAAAUAGUGGCAUCGGUCAUUUAAACAGAUAUGUUAUUAAUAAACAGUAUUAUUCCUUGUAUAAAAGAUAUAAUUAUUAUAAAAUACAAAUAAACUGUAGUUUUGAGCUUAGGAGGGGUUAACAUUUAACACCAAAUAUCAGUUUUCUGUGCACUAGAAAUAAAUAUAUACUUGAAAUUUCAAGGGAACUCAUUUUAAAUGAAAAUACAUUUAUUGCUCGAUGAAAACCUAUGUUAAAAAUAUUGCACGAUUUGGAAAAAUGAAUAUAAUAUUAUAAUGUAAAUUCUGUUUUACUACUUACCUACCCUAAUAUUAAUUUAACUAUCAAAAAUACAUUAAUCCUGUUAUUAUGAUUUUUUACUUCUAAAUAUUUUAUAAAAUUAAUUAUAUUUAUUAUAGUCUCUACUGGUAUAAUAUGUUUAUGUUCAUUAAAAUUUUUCAUUAAGAAUUCAAAAAUGACCAAUGCCACUGAUUUUGGGUUAAGAUAGAAUACAGAGCUAAUUUUAUUCACGUUUUUAAGGAAAUAAUUCAUAACACCAUAAGAAAAUAUUUUUAAGAGACUUUAAACUAAUAAAUACUUCAUUAUACAUAUUUAAUUCAUAUAAAACAUAAACUAAUUUGGAUCUGGCCAAAGUAAGCUAACAUAAAUUUAUAUUUGAUUAUACACAGUAGUAGCUUGUAACACUAAACUCUUCAAAUGUUUAUAAGAAAUGAAUUAUCAUAAGUAUUUAAGUAUAUUUCUGACUUAUCAAGUUGUUAUUAUACUUGUAUACAAAACUAGUUAAAAUAAACACUUUGAAAGUUUGUUUAGAUUAGGCAUUCAAUUUUUAUUUUGAAAAUUGUUUAUUCUGGAAACAAACUAAUUUAAAAUUAUAUGCAUGUUCUAUAAUUUUUAGUAGUUUGAUCAAUAAAUUAUAUUUAUUAUUUUUUGGUUAUCAAGUAUCAAAUAUAGUAUAAAUUCUCUCACAAUCCAUAGGUUAUUGUAAAUUGGUUUACCAUUUGUAAUAUUCAUCCAUCUCUGCAUCAGUCAGAAAAAAAGUAUACAUAAAAAAAAAAAAUCUUAAUUUUAGAAUUUAGAUUCUACAGAACAGACAAUGUACUUGGUUAUUCUUAAAUCUUUAUACAAAUUAUCCUCAUGUGCUCUUUUUCAUCUCUUUUUCAACCUUCACAUUAACAAUUUUUAAUGAAGUUUAUUAUUAAAAUAUUUACUUUGAGUUUCUUACCAACUGUGUAGAUACUAGUAAUAUACUUAACUGGAUGUAAUAUACAUCACUACCAUAACUUUAUAACUGUAUGUUUCGUAAACCUAUUUUUGAUGGUUUACAAUUUGUUUCAUUUAUGAUUUCAGGAAAGUAAAUAGCACAACAAAACCAAACAAUUUUUAAAACCCACUAAAACCACUACAGAAACUUGUGUUUGUCUACAAUAACCAGACAAAUUUUCACAAAAUCUACCAAUUUCAUGAGACACUACAAGAUAUUCAACGACUGUUACCUAUAUUGUGGACACAAAAGACACUUUUAAACUAACUAACAAAUUUUACAGUAUUAUACUUUAUUAAAUAGUUUAGUUUUCAAUUCUGAAAACAUAUAUACAUAGUUAUAAGAUUUUAAUUGUUUACUUCGUGGAUUUCUAUACCAUAAUGUUAUUAAAAUAACUAUUAUAAUUUGGAUAUAUUUUAAGAAAUUAAAUUUAAUGCAAGACUAUUAUUAAAGCUGGGUAAAGUCAAAGUAAAUUAAGUUGAAUUAAUACAAUAGUUAUUUUAGAGACUUUUUUUUUUUAACAUUAACCAUUUUGUACUAUAAACAUAUUUAUCGAGUUCACACGACUGACUAACAUUUAUUAAACACAUUAGGCGUGUUUUGGUAUUGUAAACAGUGUAAUGAUUAAGUUUAUGAUUUUGUUUUUCAGUUAGUUACGGUUACUGAAUCGCCAAAACAUACAUUUGUUAAUUUGGUUAGCUAAGAAAUGCAUUACAAUUUACUUUAUUUCCUACAAAAAGUUUCACCAAAACUUCACUAAUAAAAUUCUGUGGAUGUAGAUAAUUAAUUAAAUGAGGGGUAUAUUCCAUUGUAACUAUAACUGGCUACUACUAUAAUAGUAUAUACACUACAAACGAUAAAAACGCGUAUCACAUUUUUGAUUAAAUAAAAAAUUAUUAUUAUUCUGUUCAUACAUUUCACACUUGUUUAUCUUAGUCAAACUAGUAACUGAACAUCAGUAAACUCUCUUACCAACUUGAAAUAUAUGGUUACAAAAUUCAAUAAACAGUUUACUCUCAUAAUUACAAAGCCAAAACACACCUAUUAACAAAAGAUAUACUAAAUUUAAUUUUAAAAAAUCAUCAGGCAUUACUUAAUUAAUUGCUUUAUUAAUGAUUUCAAUUUUUGUGUUAUAAAAAACGUUAUAUCAUUUACCCAAGGUAAUAAUUUAAUGGAGUUAAUGUAUAACUCAAAUUAAAUUAUUUGCUAACUAAUUUGAUUCAUUUAGAUACAAUGGAAGUAAAUUGUUGUUAACUAAUUAAUUUGAUUCUUUAAUAUUUAAUUUUUCAAAUUCACAUUCCAUUAAAUUCUUUGUUUUUGAAAAUUUUGUCUUACAAACAUACAUUAUAGGAAAAUCAAUUUCUUGUGUACAAUAGUGGAACAAAAAUUUAUAUAAAUCUGUGAUAUUGAUUUUAUUUUUCCUUUUUAUCAUUAUUUUAUUUCAUUAAUUUUUAAUCAAUCUUUAUGGAAAAUUAGAACGAAUUAAAGCAUUUGGAAUCUGAUAACAUUUUCCUUUUGUGUGUUGUAAAUUAAAAGUUUAUUAUAUAUUAUAUUAUAUUCUAAAUGAAUAAAUUAUAGAUUUUAUUUUUGUAUUAUGUUUGAAAAACUAUUAGCUACCUGUGAAUGUGCAUUUGACAUAAAAAAUUAGUAUUCAAACACAUUCAAUAGCUAUUUAAUUAAUAACUUUGAUUUGAUAUUUUAUUUAAAUUUGUUUCAUUAUCUUUUAUAAUUUAAUUGCCUUAAUUGCCCUAAUAUAAAUAGGUAAAUAUAUACUUAUAUUUACAGAUAAUUUUUAUACAUGGUAUACAUUUAAUUUUGUUAUAAUAUUUAUGUUUAUUUGAUAUUUUAAUUGAAAAUUGUUAUAAGUUCGGUUACUUAACAUAUUUUCUAUUGGUACCUGUAAACCAAUUGAUAUAAUUUAUAGAAUUAUUAUUUGAGUGCAAUAAAAAGUAUUUAAAACAUAAUUAUUUAAUAUGAUAUAUCUAAUAUAUUAUAUGGGUUAGGUCGAUUAAAUGUUAUUUUUUUUUUUUUAAGAAAAUCAACUAUUUUCAAUUAGGUAAUUUAUUAUUAUUUCAAUUAAAAUUACAAGCAUUUUUAUUGAUACAAUAAUAUUGAACAAUGUAUACUAUAAGGUGUUUCGUAUGAAUAAAUAUAUUAUAGCCAUUACAUUUUAUUAGAAUUGGACUGUGACCAAUGAAUUUAUUUUAAUCAACUGACCAUAUAACUUAUUAAAA
Cinara cedri is the source of this 10490-nucleotide messenger RNA. NCBI's taxonomy places the organism in Eukaryota, Metazoa, Arthropoda, Insecta, Hemiptera, Aphididae. The record is from the annotation of a GenBank genome assembly.